Patiria miniata (bat star) is the source of this 3962-nucleotide messenger RNA. Its product is annotated as peptidase M20 domain-containing protein 2-like. Bases 222 to 1538 code for a protein of 438 amino acids. The record is from RefSeq and is a predicted model, not a curated record. NCBI's taxonomy places the organism in Eukaryota, Metazoa, Echinodermata, Asteroidea, Valvatida, Asterinidae. Gene Ontology annotation, molecular function: dipeptidase activity. The transcript is spliced from 8 exons.
ACUGCUGGCAGAUAUGUAAUACAGCGCUUAGGACGCCUACCUGCAGUUUGGAAAGCUGAGAAUACAUCAGCCAAACCCUUGUUUAAAAAAAAAAAAAACCUGGGAAAUAAAACCUGGCACAUAAUCAGGAAACUUCCAUUUGAUGUGUUGCGACAGAUUCUAAUAGCAGACAAGACUACUUGUAGUCGUAUACCUGGCAUUAGUAAGAGGAAGUAGUAAGGAUGGCGAAAACUGAGGCACCAACAGCUGCUCCGGUGGCAAGUCGAUGGAGCAGGCUUUUGAGGCGAUCUGUAGACGGGGCUCCACCCCAGGAUCCAUUGACCAUGGCUGACUUCAUGAAGGUAGCCAAGUCCAAGAUUGACGCCUCGGCCGGCGAGCUGAACACCAUAAGCCAGGAGAUCUGGUCCCACCCAGAGCUGAAUUUCAACGAGCACCACGCCCACGAGGUGCUGACGGAUUACCUGGAGAAGGAAGGAUUCAACGUGGAACGUCACUUUGUGCUGGAUACGGCUUUCAGGGCAACUUUUGGUUCCGACAACGCUGGCCCCAACAUUUGUGUGAUCUGCGAGUACGACGCCCUACCAGAGAUUGGCCAUGCCUGUGGGCAUAAUCUGAUCGCAGAGUGUGGCGUGGCCGCCGGGAUCGGCAUAAAGGCUGCAUUGGAGGCUAGCGGAAAUAAAUACGGAAAGGUGACGGUACUAGGGACACCAGGUGAAGAGGGAGGCGGCGGCAAGAAACGUCUCAUCAAGGCCAAUGCCUUUGUUGGCAUUGCUGUAGCCAUGAUGGCUCAUCCUUACAGAUACAACGUGCCACGCCCUAUUGCUCUGUCAAUGACAGCUCUGGUUAUCAAGUUCCAAGGCAAGGCUUCCCAUGCUGCAGCAGCUCCCUGGGAUGGCAACAAUGCGCUGGACGCGGCGGUCACGUGCUACCAGUCCAUCUCCAACAUGAGGCAGCAGAUGAAACCAGCGUGCAGAGUUCACGGGAUUUUCACCAAUGGGGGCGCUGCUCCCAACAUCAUUCCCGAGGAGGCAGAGUUGACCUACUACCUGCGUGCCGUCGACGAAAACGAGCUCGCCGUGCUGAAGAAGAAAGUUGAGGCUUGCGCUGAGGGUGCUGCCAUAGCAACCGAAUGCAAGGUGGAAAUUGAUGCAUCGGGCAUAUCAUACGCCAACCUAAUCACCAAUGACGGAUUGUCCAUCAUGUAUGAAGCACACGCACAGGGGAUGGGUGUUGAGUUUAGCCAUGACGAGGCUUUGAGACGAGGGGGCUCCACGGACAUGGGCAACGUGUCCUACGUUGUUCCCAGUAUCCAACCCAAAUUUACCCCGGGCUCGGGAGACGCGGCUAUCCACACAAGACCAUUUGCAUCAGUAGCAGGUGCCCCCGAGGCUCAGGCCCCGACGUUGAUCCAGGCCAAAGCGCUAGCCAUGACGGCCAUCGAGCUGCUCCAACCCAGCGGGCAAGACACCCUCAAGAAGAUACAGAAGGAAUUCAAGGAGACCGUCAGCAAGCUUCCAAUGCCCGAUAUGGGUGAUUAACUCCUUUGUAGCCUCUCUAUUGCCCCCAAACACCCUAGCACUGUAUGGUUAUCAGCUAUGGAUUUAUUCAGGAAAUAAAUACAAUGUUAUAAAAUGUUAUACAAUGUAUACAAUGUUAUACAAUGUAUACAGUUGCUAGUGGGUUAAAGGAGGAUGUGAUUGGACAGAGGUGGUGGUAAGUGUGCUUCCAUGGUUUAAUAUUAUUAACUUGCACAAGUAAUUGAUGUGAUGAGAGACAUGUGUACGCAGUGGAGCAUGCAAAUUGACCUAAAAAAAAUUGCAGGGUUCAAAUCCUGCUGCUUGCCAUGCAUUGUGUCCUUAGGCAAGACACUUAACCCAGAUGUUAACUCUCUAUCUAGCAAGGAGUGUACACCGAUACUGGAUUUAUAAGCUUUGAGAUAACCUGCGUUUAGACGUCAGGGUUUGGAACAUGUACAUCCAACAAGGUUCUUGCUAAUCGAAAGUGUUACGAGAUUAUUCACAAGUAAUGGAUAACUUGCGGAACUAAAUUUAAUGUACAACUCUUUAAAACUGGGUUCAUGUUUUCAUGUUUACAUGUUUACCUGUCAUGAAUCAUGCAUUACAAUCUCCACAAAGUAUAUUUGCACUUUGAUGAUCGUAUUGAAGAGAAAAAAAAAGACUAUCCAUGAUUAUUAUUGUGCUUUAAAUACAAAGUUUAAAUUUUACUUUGCAAUGAUUUAAGUUGUUGUUGGCCAGUAUGGUAUGCAUCAAUAAUUUUCUAAGAAUUAUGGUAUGUAUUUUUGAUAAGGAUUGUGAAUUAGUAUUAGACAUACAUACAUGAAUAAUUUAGGGAUGUGUUAAAUAAAUUCCUGAGUUUUGUUGCACUGCAUACAUAUGGGAAGUAUUAAAUUAUAACAUAUUUUAAGAAGAAUUAAGUUACAUUUACAUUUAGCUUCUAAUUAAGCCUAGCUGUCCGAAAUCAACCAAAUCCUAGAUCUGAAUUUGAUUGUUUUGGUACUAUAGAAUCCUAGAGUCCAGAUUUGUAUACAUUUUCAGAACUUACAUAAAUUUAAAGUGUUAAAAUUUUAGAAAUAUGACAACCAGCAUGGGUUGAAAUGUAUAUUUUAGUAGGGAGAUUGUGACUUUAAGAAAAAUUCAUGCGAUGUACAUUUUAUAUUGUUACAAUAAGAAUUUUCCCCACUUUUUGAGUAACUGGUUUGUUUUUAUGAGUGCAAAUGAUUUUAAGGUCGGUUAAUAUGUUGAAAGCAUAAUAGUUAAAAUAAUUUAUGUAAGAAAAAGGUGUUCCUCAAAAUCACACUACAGACAUACUGCACGUGUUUUGAAGUUAAAUCGUUAUAGGUGGUUGUUUUAUUGCACAGUAUCAAAAUGUUCUUUCACCUAAAAUGUACAGUUGUUUUCUAAUGUACUGGUGAACAAAUUACAUAAGUUCUUCCUUGGAAUGGUUCAAUUUGUCACAAACCAAAAACUUCAAGAAAAAAAGAAUGAGCCAAUAUGUCCUGUGCCGUUUCUUUUAAAGUAAAAAUCGGACAUUACACAAUACAUAAUUAUUUUAGCAAUACUAAUAAAUAGGCCUUCUGGUUUUCUGGUUGUUACUGUGCAAACAUCUCUUAAGUGGUUAUCUCGCACAGGCCUGGGCAAGUAUUCGAUUUUUCUACUCAAUACUCGCAAAGAAAUUACUCGCGAGUAGUCGAAUAUUCACAAGUAGUCGAAUACUCCCAAGUAGUUAACUGAAUUCCCAUAAAAGCAGAAAAAUGACAUACACGUUAGUAUGAUGGGAAGUAAAUUACAAGCAAAUAGCGUGCAAGUCACAUCACAUUCUUCAGCACUGAAAUAUCCUUACUGUGCAACGCUUUGAGUCAUUUGCUUGAAUUUUUUGAAUUUUUUUUUUUUUUUGACAAAUGGAAUCCUAGGGAGAGAGAGGUGGAGGGAGUGAUUCCCUGUUUGCAGGGGAUGUAUUAAGCCGUGAACCCUCGACCCUAAAUUGCCACUCGCGAGUAGCUGCUUCUACUCGCGCCAGGACGAGUACUCAAGUCGAUGAAAAACCAUGAGUAGAAUGAGUAGCAUAAACUACUCGCGAGUACUCGAGUAAUAUCCAAUCCUGAAAGAACACAAUUCUUUUUCGGGUAACUUGACAACUCUGAAAUAAAAAACAUCUCUCAUUACAAAAUUUUACUAAUUCAACAACAUAAUUCUUUUUUGGUAUUAGAUUUCGUUGAUCAGUAAAUAGCAUAAUUUAAUGUUAUAUUCGUCAUAUUGUUAUUUUUUAACAAUUCUGUAUUCUUAUAAAUUUAAAAAAAAAAAUUUCAAAUCAUAAACAAAAAAUUCAGCCACAAUUUUGUUGUACAAUUUGUAUGAAAUAUACAACAGAUUGACAUAAAUGAUGUGCCCUAAUUUUGUACACUGUACAUCAGGAAUGCAUAAUAAAUUUCACUGAAAUUGACA